AUGUCGUCCAGCCUACAAGCCCAGGCUUCAUUCGAGGCCACAUUUAGAGCCUUUUUGCGCCGGCAACGCACAGCACCCACGCCAUUACCAGUCAACAUACGGCUCACAGGUCAAACCGCCAUCGUCACAGGUAGUAAUGUAGGAAUUGGCUUGGCAGCAUCCCAGCAGCUGCUGAAGCUCGGGCUCUCCCAUUUGGUCAUGGGUGUACGCUCACAAGUCAAAGGCGACGCAGCAGCAACUCAACUACGCCAGGAAUUCCCAGAUUCGGUCAUAUCCGUCUGGAUCCUCGACAUGGAAUCUUACGACUCAAUCCACAAGUUCGUAGAGCAGUGUGCGUCUCUACCGCGCAUUGACGUUGCGAUCCUCAACGCCGCUGUAAUGCAGCCUUCUUAUAAAACCGCCGCGGCCACGGGUCACGAGCUAACGAUGCAAGUCGACUAUCUAUCGACGGCGCUUUUGUCCAUGUUGCUCCUUCCUGUCCUCAAGUCCAAGAAGAUUGCUGGCGCCCCUAGACCGCCGGUGCUCAGCAUCGUGGGAUCCGACCUGAUGUACUCGGCCAACUUGAAGACGAAGGGCCCAGUGCUGCCGCAGUUCGACAACCCAAAAAGCUUCAGCCAGAUUCCCUCGUAUUCAAAUGCGAAGCUGCUGCUCAUGUUUCUCGUCGCCAAGCUCGCCGAACUCGUCAAACCAGAUGAUGUCCUGAUAAACAUGGCUAAUCCUGGCAUGACCAAAGGAACAUCCUUGGGUCAUGAGAACCCCGUGCUCGCUAUGAAGUUACUGGGUAUCGCUCAGUUUUUCUUAGCAAGAUCGGCGGAAAUCAGUGCCUCUAUAUAUCUCGACGCAGCUUUGACUCGAGGCGAUGAGAGCCAUGGGAGUUACAUCAGUGAUUGGGCCAUUAAACCGUAUCCAGCGAUUUGGUAUACGGAAGAAGGUCAAGAGCUUGGAGCAAGACUGCUGGAUGAGACUAUGGAGGAAUUCAAGCUCGCCGGCGUCUCACUGCCUCAGAUAGCGUAG
Pseudomassariella vexata is the source of this 1014-nucleotide messenger RNA. Its product is annotated as retinol dehydrogenase 12. Lineage: Eukaryota; Fungi; Ascomycota; Sordariomycetes; Amphisphaeriales; Pseudomassariaceae. Bases 1 to 1014 code for a protein of 337 amino acids. The transcript has 2 exons. The record is from RefSeq and is a predicted model, not a curated record.